AAAACGUUUCGUGACAACCACAUAUACAAGAACUUGGCGUGGUGGUCAAAGUUGUCAAAAUCGCGUCGGUGCGUGCGUGGGGGAGGUGUAGAGUUUGGUCAUGAAGAUACAGCGACAGAAAAAGCUGAAGAAGCGUCUUGAAUUUUUCAAGAAUAAUUUUGGAUUUAACACUCCUUACAGCUUGAUCGUCGAUGGAACAUUCUGUUUCGCGGCAUUGUCGCACAAGGUCAAUAUAAGAGAGCAAAUCCCAAAGAUCCUGGAAGAUAAUGUCAAGAUUCUUACUACCCCAUGCAUUGUCACUGAAACAGAAAAGAUGGGUCCUGCACUGUAUGGAGCAUUCACCAUAGUGAAACAGUUUGCCCACCACCAGUGUGGACAUGAUGUUGCUGUCAAUGGAGCAAAGUGUGUUCGCAGCAUGGUGAAGGGAGGCAAUAAGUCUAAGUACGCAGUGGCCACACAGGACCAGGCGCUGCGUGCGCAGCUGCGCACCAUGCCCGGCGUACCGAUCCUCUACCUACACAACUCGGCGCCCACGCUGGAGAAGCCACCGGAGGUCAGCACGGAGCGCGCCGGACGCCGCGAGGCCGACAGGGUGGGCCUGUCGGAGGACCAGCGCCAGACCAUCGCGUCACUGAAGCGGCGCCUGCUCGGCGAGACGGAGCCGACGCUGCGCCGCAGCCGGAAGACGGCGAAGGGCGCCAAUCCGCUGUCCCGGCGCCGGAAGCAGGCCGCACCGGCACCCGAGCCGGCCGAGGAGGCGACGGCCGGCCGCAGCCGGCGCCGCCGGCGGGUCCGGGUCCACGUGGCAGCGCACGUCAAGGAGGAGUUGGCGCGCCGCCGGUCGCCAACAGUCGGCGGCCCGACGUAAGGGGCCGACCGUCGCGCCGAGCCGAGCUCGACCGGCGGGCGGUGUGGCGUUCUGGAACUUGAUCGCCGGUGCCGGCGUUGGUGAUAACAGCGGGUGUUGUUUGUAGAUGGCCCGCAUUGUGCGUCACGACAGGCGUGGUCGCUGGUCUCAGCUGCCUUGAGUGGUCAGGCAUGGUGGGGAGGCGGCUCGGCCGACCAUGUUGUCGUGGACACAUGCUUUUGUAUGUUUACAGGAUGGGGAUGUGAGGGUAGGGCUUCCGGCAAUAACUUGCCCUUCGUGCCAUGCUGCCCUUUGCUACUGCGCCGCCACAUUCGACUGCGCAAUAUAUUGCUGCAAUCCUCA
Molecule: messenger RNA, 1210 nt
Organism: Pollicipes pollicipes
Lineage: Eukaryota; Metazoa; Arthropoda; Thecostraca; Pollicipedomorpha; Pollicipedidae
Product: rRNA-processing protein UTP23 homolog
Exons: 5
Coding region: 101-868 (255 amino acids)
Cellular component (GO): small-subunit processome
Source: RefSeq, a predicted model, not a curated record